Prunus armeniaca (apricot) is the source of this 2715-nucleotide messenger RNA. NCBI's taxonomy places the organism in Eukaryota, Viridiplantae, Streptophyta, Magnoliopsida, Rosales, Rosaceae. The record is from the annotation of a GenBank genome assembly.
AUGGGAGUUGAUAUGAGGAUGAAUCUGUCUUUGGGUUUUAAUGUAUAUGUCACUUCUGUUCUCUUUCUUCUUUUCUUCCACAUUAUAUUUCUUGGCCUUUGGUACGUUGGUCUUGUGUCACGUGUAGCUGGAAAGAGGCCAGCAAUUUUGACAAUUCUCCAAAAUUGUGCUGUUCUUAGUGUGGCCUGCUGUGUGUUUUAUAGUCAUUGUGGCAACCGUGCUAUUUUGAGAGAUAGACCACUGGAACGAAAAAACUCUUGGUUUAGUUUCUGGAAGAACGAUGAUAGGAACACAUGGCUUUCAAAAUUCCUCCGAAUGAAUGAGUUGAAAGAUCAGGUCUGCUCAUCUUGGUUUGCUCCAGUUGGGUCUGCGAGUGAUUAUCCACUUUUGUCCAAGUGGGUCAUUUAUGGUGAGGUACAGUUAGCAUGCAAUGGUUCAUGUGCUGGUUCAUCGGAUGAAAUCUCCCCAUUAUACUCAUUAUGGGCCACAUUCAUAGGCCUCUACAUUGCUAAUUAUGUGGUGGAAAGGUCAACAGGGUGGGCUCUUACUCACCCUCUAUCUGUUGAAGAAUAUGAGAAGUCGAAGGAGAAGCAAAUGAAGCCUGAUUUUUUGGAUAUGGUUCCUUGGUAUUCAGGAACAUCAGCUGAUUUAUUCAAGACUGUCUUUGAUCUCCUGGUAUCAGUAACUGUCUUUGUUGGCCGCUUUGACAUGCGUAUGAUGCAGGCAGCAAUGGACAAGGUCCAUGAUGGAGCUCAACAAAAGGAUGUUUUAUAUGAUAAUUUUGUUGGGAAGGAUGAUCUGUGGUUUGACUUUAUGGCUGAUACUGGCGAUGGUGGAAACUCAUCUUAUACUGUGGCUCGGCUCCUUGCUCAACCUUCCAUUAACAUCAACCAAGAUGAUUCUAUGCUGCACUUACCACGUGGCGACUUACUCCUGAUUGGAGGGGAUCUUGCGUAUCCUAAUCCAUCAGCAUUCACUUAUGAAAGGCGUCUAUUUUGCCCUUUUGAGUAUGCUCUCCAGCCCCCUCCAUGGUCUAAACAAGAGCAUAUAGCUGUAGAUAAGCCUGAGCUACCUUGUGGUGUGUCUGAACUGAAGCAAUAUGAUGGACCUCAGUGUUUUGUCAUUCCUGGCAACCACGAUUGGUUUGAUGGACUUAAUACAUUCAUGAGGUAUAUAUGCCAUAAAAGCUGGUUGGGCGGGUGGUUUAUGCCUCAAAAGAAGAGUUAUUUCGCUCUGCAACUCCCAAAAAGAUGGUGGGUAUUUGGUUUUGAUCUCGCACUCCACGGUGAUAUUGAUGUGUACCAAUUCAAAUUCUUUACAGAACUAGUAAAGAACAAGGUCAGAGAUGAUGACUCUGUAAUUAUCAUGACACACGAACCAAACUGGCUUCUUGAUUGGUACUGGAAUGAUGUUUCUGGAAAGAAUGUUGCACACCUGAUAUGCGACUAUCUAAAAGGGAGAUGUAAGCUUCGAGUGGCUGGAGAUUUGCAUCAUUAUAUGCGUCAUUCAUUUGUUAAAACGGAGGACCCAGUUCAUGUGCAACAUUUACUUGUAAAUGGUUGUGGUGGGGCUUUUCUACAUCCCACCCACACCUUUAGUAAUUUUAAGAAAUUUUAUGGAGCUUCUUAUGAGAGCAAAGCUGCUUAUCCUUCAUUUGAAGAUUCAAGCAGGAUUGCUUUAGGAAAUAUUUUAAAGUUUCGAAAGAAGAACUGGCAAUUUGAUUUUAUUGGUGGCAUUAUAUACUUCCUACUGGUCUUUUCUAUGUUUCCACAGUGUAAGCUUGAUCAUAUCCUGCGAGAUGAUUCAUUUUCUGGCCACAUGGGGUCUUUCUUUGGAACAGUGUGGAAUGCUUUUGUAUACAUGCUGGGGCAGUCUUAUGUAUCUGUAGCAGGUGCUGUGGUAUUGCUAAUUGUUGCAAUUAUAUUUGUCCCCUCUAAAGUGUCUCGGAAGAAACGAUUGAUGAUUGGAGUUCUUCAUGUGUCUGCACACCUGGCUGCAGCACUGAUUCUUAUGUUACUGUUGGAACUGGGUGUUGAGAUGUGUAUCCAACAUAAACUACUGGGAACUUCAGGCUAUCAUACUUUAUAUCAGUGGUACCGAUCGGUGGAGAGUGAGCACUUUCCAGAUCCAACUGGCCUUCGAGCUCGAAUAGAACAAUGGACUUUUGGCCUUUAUCCAGCAUGCAUCAAGUAUUUCAUGUCCGCAUUUGAUGUUCCAGAGGUUAUGGCUGUCACCCGAAACAAUAUAUGCAAGAAUGGGAUGGAAUCACUAUCUAGAGCGGGUGCCAUAAUUUAUUAUGCUUCCGUCUUCCUUUAUUUCUGGAUGUUCUCAACUCCUGUAGUUUCUUUAGUAUUUGGAAGUUACUUAUAUAUCUGCAUUAACUGGCUUCACAUACACUUUGAUGAAGCCUUCUCCUCCCUCCGAAUUGCUAAUUACAAGUCAUUCACCCGAUUCCACAUCAAAAGUGACGGUGAUCUUGAAGUCUACACUCUUGCAGUUGAUAAGGUCCCGAAAGAGUGGAAGCUAGACCCCGAAUGGGAUAGGGAGCUAAGACAGCCACAACAAAUGAGCCACCUUAGAAAGUUUCCUAGCAAGUGGAGUGCAGCCGCCGCUCAACAGGAUCCGUUAAAUACCGUUAAAAUUGUUGAUCACUUUGUUAUUCGACAAACAGAUAAAACUGUUAAUGGAGCAAGUGAUGGAUCAGUAAUUAGCUGA